AUGAGCGACGAGCACCCAAAUGGCUUCGGACAGCCAUUCUUCAUUGUGACAUGGGUCGAAUUUGGGUUGGCGAUCAUCUUCAUGAUCGCUCGAUGCGUUGCUGCGUCCAAACUUAUUCAUAAUGUGGCGAAAGACCUGUAUUUGGCGAUAGCAACAUUUACCCUGGGAGCUGCAAGCAUGGCGAUGAUCACUGUCGGAGCUACAUACGGGCUUGGUCUUCCGCAAGACAUGCUAACAUUCAACGAGAGCAAGAUGGCACUACUAUAUGGCUGGGUUAACCAAUUGCUUGCCCUCGUUGCGAUUGGGUUGGGGAAGCUUACCAUUGUCGCCUUUCUCGAACAAGUCCAAGGUUAUCAGACCAAAGCCAGAAGCAUAUUUCUUUGGUCUUUGGCGGGCAGCAACCUCGUCGUGAACUGUGUCGCUGCCAUCCUCAUGAUGCUUCAAUGCUCGCCGAGGAGGAUGCUGUGGGAAGCAUAUGCUAAGGGGUAUUGUCCUUAUCGCAGCCGUAUACAGAUAUUCGGUUAUAUUCAAGGGCCUUGGUCCGCUGUUUGCGACUUUGCACUCGCGUUAUAUCCCGUUUCUUUCCUUGCUCGGGUCCACGCUUUCUCGAUAGCGACUCGGAUCGGUCUCUGCGUACUAAUGGGAUUUGGCGUCGUGGCAGGGGCAUGUGCAAUAGUAAAAACUGUUCAAUUGACUGUUCUGACGAAAAUCGAAGAUCCGAGCCAGCAGAUCGGAACAGUCAUUGUUUGGAACCAAACCGAAAUGUGGGUCGUAUUCAUUGUCAGCUGUAUACCACCUACGAAAGUGUUCUUCAAGCAUGUAUAUCGCCGAAGUUCUAUCCGGCUAGGCUCAUUUGUGGACCAAAUGCGGCCACGGGAACAGGAGACGAAGCAGAAUGAGUCGAUGCAAUCUAGCUGUUAA
This is a messenger RNA of Aspergillus luchuensis, 921 nucleotides long. RefSeq lists its product as uncharacterized. The transcript has 6 exons. The coding region runs from base 1 to 921 and encodes 306 amino acids. Lineage: Eukaryota; Fungi; Ascomycota; Eurotiomycetes; Eurotiales; Aspergillaceae. The record is from RefSeq and is a predicted model, not a curated record.